Corticium candelabrum is the source of this 1504-nucleotide messenger RNA. Its product is annotated as T-box transcription factor TBX20-like. Gene Ontology annotation, biological process: regulation of transcription by RNA polymerase II; cell fate specification; positive regulation of DNA-templated transcription. NCBI's taxonomy places the organism in Eukaryota, Metazoa, Porifera, Homoscleromorpha, Homosclerophorida, Plakinidae. The coding region runs from base 11 to 1504 and encodes 497 amino acids. The record is from RefSeq and is a predicted model, not a curated record. Gene Ontology annotation, cellular component: nucleus. The transcript is spliced from 6 exons. Gene Ontology annotation, molecular function: DNA-binding transcription factor activity, RNA polymerase II-specific; RNA polymerase II cis-regulatory region sequence-specific DNA binding.
CGUUGCUGUCAUGGCCGUACAGGGAAGAAUGACGCCGUUGUCUAGUCGAGCUACUGCCUUCUCCGUGGCCGCGCUAAUGGCUUCAGCAAGCGGUUCCAAACGUCAAGAAGUAACCGCUACCAGAAAUCACACGCAAUCCGCUUUUCGUAGUCCGCAAGCAAGCGGUCCAUACCAAUCUACGACUACAAGUUCGCCAGCUCGAAAUGUAUCAGAGGACGAAACACACUAUGAAGAUCAAUCUAUACGACUUGAAUGUGGUAAAGUUCAAGUCUUUCUUCAGGAGUCCUCAUUGUGGCGACAAUUCUAUGCACUCGGAACUGAAAUGAUAGUCACGAAAGCCGGCAGGAGAAUGUUUCCAGUUCUGAAAGUCGACAUCUUGGGUUUGGAACCGCAGAAAACAUAUUCAUUAAUGUUGGACGUAGUCCUGGUUGAGCACAAACGGUACAAGUACGCCUAUCACGAUUCUCGGUGGCUAAUUGCUGGCAAAGCGGAUCCUCCACCCGUUGCUCCACCAAGUGUCUACGUUCAUCCAGAGUCACCAGCAAGCGGUCACCAUUGGAUGAAGCAGACGGUAGUUUUCGACAAAGUGAAGUUGACGAACAGUGAAACUAGCCGAGAAGGACAGUUGGUGCUCAACUCGAUGCACAAGUACCGACCACGCCUUCGAAUUGUCGAGGUGCAAGACGGAGAGAAAGAAGCAGAAGAAGCCUUUCAGUUCAGUGUUCCAGAAACAGAAUUCAUAGCCGUCACGGCCUACCAAAACCAGCAGAUAACUAAGCUUAAAAUCGACUGCAAUCCGUUUGCAAAGGGCUUCAGAGAGUCAAGGGCUACCGCCAGGUUCGCUGUCGAUUCCUGCUUGGAGGCGUUUUAUGCAUAUCAUCGACAUGCAAAGACGGAAAGAGGAGAUAAUCUCAAAUCAGUAGAAGCACACUAUACAAGCGCUGAAGCGACUUCGCCGGUACCUGAUCACAUCAUGAGUCACUGUCGAUGGUUACCAGGAGACACACCACGAUUUAAUCCGUUUGUGUCCGUCUUGGCGCAACCGUUUGGAACUGAAACACCCGUCAAUGACGCGGCAGUAAACGUCCAAAGACAAGAUAUUUGCAGCAACUUAAAUUGGAGAACACGCUGUCAUACAGCAUUCACGCAGACUCCUCGAUUCCAUCCAGUACGGUACGGAUGCCAGCACCCUGCACUGAAAACAUUUUCUAAGUUAGAUGUACCAACUGACCGUGCCCCAUACUAUGUAAGAUGCUGCUCGCCUCAUUCCGCACCUUCGAUUGCCAAAGCAUCCUCUGCGUCUAAUCAAGUCGCUUGUCUGAAUGCUCUCACAAGUCGUGAAGUUCGGUGGGCUAGGAAACCAAUCACUUCAUACUCUUACUCUAUGGGAUUUCACAGUGUAGAAAGGCCAAUACCAUAUAAUCGGCCAAGGCUCAAGAAUCAUCAAAGGAGACAAAGCAGGAACUCAUGUGACAAUAUUCAGAAAAAUGAGGAUAGACCAUGA